Messenger RNA from Diatraea saccharalis (sugarcane borer), 1140 nucleotides. NCBI's taxonomy places the organism in Eukaryota, Metazoa, Arthropoda, Insecta, Lepidoptera, Crambidae. The record is from the annotation of a GenBank genome assembly.
AUGACCAUGAGGAGCUUUUUAGGAAUAACAGCACACUUCGGCGUCGGUAUUGAAUUAAAUUCAAUUACUAUUGGAGUGUACCAGUCAAAUGAACGUCAUACGUCGGAAAACAUCGCUGAAAUGCUGUCGAACACUUGUACUGAAUGGGGCAUCGACAAAGAUAAAGUUUCGGCUGUGGUGACAGAUAACGCAGCCAACAUGGUAAAAGCCAUAGAUUUGGCUUUUGGGAAAAAACAUAUACCAUGUUUUGCACACGUCUUAAAUUUGGUGGCACAGAAUUCUAUUCAACAGUGUACAGAGCUACGAAAUUUAAUAACUAAAGUCAAGGAUAUUGUUACUUGGUUCAAACAGAGCAAUAUCGCUAGUAACGAAUUGCUUUUACAAGUACUGCGACCAAUAGAAGCUGCAACCAAGGAAGUGUCAGGUGACAAGUACUGCACUAGCAGCAAGGUUAUUCCACUUAUCCACUGCCUUAUUUUAAAAGUACUAUCUCUUCAGCUCGAGGAUUCUCUUGGAAAAGAUCUGAAAUCGCUAGUCUUAAAAGAGAUUGCCAAAAGAAUGGGUGUUAUAGAGAAUGUGACACCUCUCGCCAUAGCUACAGUAUUAGACCCAAGAUUCAAGAAAAUGCAUUUCACGAAUCCUCUUGCUUGCUCUUCAGCUGUUGCAAAAGUCAAAGACUUAAUGAAAACUAUAGCACAAAAUGAGGCAGAAUCAGAUUCUUCGGAUAAUUCUGAGAAACCUGAAGAUAACUUUUGUUUAUGGGAAGAUCACCAUAAAUUAGUCCGUAAGAACUGGAAAACGUCGAAGACCGACGGCUCUAGUUCUGACGAGCUAUCUAUAUAUUUACGUAGUCCAGUAGGAAGACUCAAUGAAAACCCAUUACAGAUAUGGAAUGAUCUUAAAAUUCAGCUACCCAAACUACAUAUAAUCGCUUAUAAGUACCUCACCAUGGUGGGGACUUCAGUGUCAGCUGAACGUUUAUUCUCAAAAGCUGCACAAACAGUUAAUCAACAACGUAAUCGACUAAAGGGCUCCCGCUUAAAUAAACUUAUGUUUUUGCAGUCUUCCAAAAGAACACUGGAAAAAGGCCAUAUUUCCAGUAUUCCAUUAGGAUUUUUACUUUGGCUGAUUUUUUUAUAA